AUGGCUGGCGUCAAUCCCAAACAUUUUAAUCUUCAAGACGACCCUUUCGAGCUCUUCCUCCUCGGAGAAGGCGAGAAGAAGAUUGAGGAGAAGGUGUUUUCUGGAAUGUCCAAUACCUCGGACUUUGUUCUCAUGAAAGAAGAUCACACUCUUGGAAACCUCCUUUCCGAGCACCUUAAGAUGCACCCUAACGUCCACAUGGCUGGAUACAAGAUUGCCCACCCCAACGUUCCGGAGCUUUUUAUCCGAGUUCAGACGGACGGGACUAUCACUCCUCGAGACGUUUUUACUUCGGUCUGUGAGAAGCUCAUCAACCAACUCGAGAUGCUGCACCAGGAGUUCACACGAGAGUGGGAGUUGAGACGAAUCACGACAGCCGGAGAACAGGGCAACAUGCAGAACGGUCACUAG
Molecule: messenger RNA, 411 nt
Organism: Fusarium poae
Lineage: Eukaryota; Fungi; Ascomycota; Sordariomycetes; Hypocreales; Nectriaceae
Exons: 4
Coding region: 1-411 (136 amino acids)
Biological process (GO): transcription by RNA polymerase II
Cellular component (GO): RNA polymerase II, core complex
Molecular function (GO): DNA binding; protein dimerization activity
Source: RefSeq, a predicted model, not a curated record